AUGGAAGAUGUUACGCUACAGUCUGACUCCAGUCAAGAAGAGGAUUCUGAAAUAACUCAAAUAAAGCAAGCUUCAAACCAAGCAGAUAUGGAUGGAACCAUGAGCAGUGAUGAAUUAAAAACAUUUGAUAGUGACCAGAAUAUUGAAAAUCAUGCAAGUGUUUUGAACAAUGAAUUGGAUACUCUUGAUUUUGUAAACACAGAUAAUGAAAAAUCAAAUUUUGAAAGUACUCCUCAACUAAGACCUGAGACUGACAAAACAUUUGCAACCCCUCUGAUGGCAUCAUCACAAUCACGAAUAAUGGGUGAUAUUUCACUCACACCCACAUAUAGGUCUUUCACACCACAAGCUGCCAAUCCCCAUAAUACAAUGAUUGCCCUAACUCCUGUAGCAAGUGGAUCUACUCAAGCAAAGAAUAGUAUCAAAUUACAGAAUUGUGUAUCAUCUGUUAGUUUGGGCUGUGAAUUAAAAUUACUAGAUAUCUACUGUCGAACAAGAUUUUCCGAGUAUAAUCCUGCUCGAUUUCAAGGUGUUGUAAUGAAAAUACUGGAUCCUCGAGCUACUGCUUUAGUUUUUAGGACUGGGAAAAUUGUUUGUACAGGUGCUAGAAAUGAACAUGAUUCAUAUAUUGCAGCCAGAAAAUUUGCUCGAAUCAUUCAAAAGCUCGGUUUUCCUGCAAAAUUUUUAGAUUUUAAAAUACAAAACUUUAUUGCAACAGCAGAUCUAAGGUUCCCUGUGAAGUUGGAGGCAUUACAACAAGCACAUGGUCAAUUUGCAUCUUAUGAACCCGAAUUGUUUCCUGGAUUAGUAUACCGAAUGGUGCGUCCGCGAGUUGUAUUACUCAUAUUUGUAAAUGGAAAAAUAGUUUUUACAGGUGGGAAAAGCAGAAACGACAUUAGCGAGGCACUUGACAUUAUAUACCCAAUCCUAAGAAGUUUUAAAAAGAAU
Molecule: messenger RNA, 948 nt
Organism: Iphiclides podalirius (scarce swallowtail)
Lineage: Eukaryota; Metazoa; Arthropoda; Insecta; Lepidoptera; Papilionidae
Source: the annotation of a GenBank genome assembly